Aureobasidium melanogenum CBS 110374 is the source of this 1296-nucleotide messenger RNA. RefSeq names its product fumarylacetoacetate hydrolase FahA. The coding region runs from base 1 to 1296 and encodes 431 amino acids. Gene Ontology annotation, molecular function: fumarylacetoacetase activity. The record is from RefSeq and is a predicted model, not a curated record. The transcript has 2 exons. Gene Ontology annotation, biological process: L-tyrosine catabolic process; L-phenylalanine catabolic process; homogentisate catabolic process. Lineage: Eukaryota; Fungi; Ascomycota; Dothideomycetes; Dothideales; Saccotheciaceae.
AUGUCUCUCAAGAGCUGGCUCUCUAUCGCUGCCGAUAGCCAUUUCUCAUUGGCAAACAUUCCAUUCGGCAUCAUCAGUACUCGAACCAGACCUACACCAAGACCUGCCAUCGCUAUCGGAGACUAUGCUCUGGAUCUGGAUCUCUUCUCAUCUCACAAUGGCUUCGCAGCUCUGUCUCCGAUCCAACCACAUCAACAUGUCUUUUCUGAUACUACCUUGAAUGCAUUCGCUGAGCUCGGAAGACCAAUGCACACAGCGGUCAGGAAGUAUCUCCAAUCAAUCUUCUUGGACUCGACCCCAUUCCCAGAUGUCCUGAAGAACAACAAAUCAGUCCAGGAAGCUUGUCUCAUUUCUCUAAAAGACGUGCAGAACCACGUGCCUAUGCAGAUAGGAGACUACACUGACUUCUACGCUGGAUUGAACCAUGCCUUUACCGUAGGCGAACUCUUCCGCGGAGCAGCAAACGCUCUGCAGCCUAACUACAAAUACUUACCUGUGGGAUAUCAUGGAAGAUCCUCGAGUAUCGUCGUAUCAGGAACUCCAGUCCGUCGUCCGCUUGGACAGAUACUAGAGGAUCCGACUGCCGAAGUCAAGAAGCCCAUCCUAUCUGCUUGCAGAAAACUUGAUAUGGAGCUCGAACUUGGUGCUUUCGUCUGCAAGAACAACAAGAUGGGUGAGCCAAUUCCAAUCGACGAGGCCGAAGAUUACAUCUUUGGUGUCGUUCUGCUCAACGAUUGGUCCGCUCGUGAUAUCCAGGCCUGGGAGUAUGUACCUUUGGGUCCCUUCACCUCGAAGAACUUUGCAUCCACCAUUAGCCCUUGGGUUGUUCUGACUGAUGCGCUCGAGCCAUAUCGUACCACUGGUUUGCACAGUGACGUGGAAGUCCUGGACUAUCUAAAGGAGAAAAGCAAGAAAAAUGUGUACGAUAUCAAACUGGAGGUUAUCCUCAAAACUUCUUCGGGCGCAACCACUACCAUUUCUCGCACAUCAGGGAAGAACCUCUUGUUCUCCUUCAACCAGAUGUUGACUCACCACUCUAUUACUGGCUGCCCUAUGCGCGUGGGAGACAUGCUCGGGUCUGGUACUAUCUCAGGAAAGGAGGCAUCUGAGCGCGGCAGUCUCUUGGAGCAGAAUAGAAACAGCAAAACAGUCGUCAGACUAGAAGGAGGUGAGCAGCGCGUGUUCCUAGAGGACGGUGACGAAAUUACCAUCAGUGGAGUUUGCAUGGGAGAAGACGGUGCGAGAGUCGGCUUUGGUGAUUGUAAGGGCAAGAUUGUUCCUGCUGUAAAGAUCUAG